AGAUUUUCUUUGUGUUUUCCCGUUGUUUCCUUCUUUCUCUCACUUUCUUACUGUCCGUUGGGACUAAACCCAGACCCCUAAAGCCCCUCACCGCACUCACAGUCUCUCUCUCUCUCUCUUUCUCUCUCACUUAACACAUACUCUUUCUCUCACUCACUCAUUCAGUUUGUGCGUGUGUUUGAGCGUAACAUGAGCAGAGUGUGCAUUGCACACCUUCGGUUAUGAAUCCUUCAGAACCAGUUCAACUUCAACCUCAGCCUCUGCCUCAGCCCCACCGCUCCUCCUUUGCCUGUGACCGCCAUCCUGACGAGCAUUUCACUGGUUUUUGCCCCUCAUGCCUCUGCGAACGCCUUGCCGGCUUAGAUCAGUCCUCCUCCGCUCGCAAAUCCACCUCCAACUCUAUCGCCACUUCCUCCACCGCCGCCGCCGCCCUUAAGGCCAUCUUCAAGGGUUCCGGUGGCGGUCCCGACAAGUCCAACUCCUAUCGUCACAAACCCUCUUCUUCUUCAUCCUUCUUCCCCGAACUCCGCCGCACCAAGUCCUUUUCCGCCUCCAAAGGUGAGGGGUUCUCUGGCGUUGUCGAGCCCCAGAGGAAGUCCUGUGACGUUAGGGUUCGGAACACUCUCUGGACCCUUUUCAACCUCGACGACGAACGCAAGGGUUCCAAGCGGGAAGCUUGGGGUGAGGUUGAGGUUGAUACCAGAAAUUUGGGCUCUUCUUGUGUCGGAGGUCCCGUGUUCGAGUCCAAAGAAGAGGACGAGACCGAGGACGAAAUUAGGGUUUCUGAGGAACCCAAUGUGGUGGUGAACGGUGUCGAAGACAGGGUUGAGGAAAUCAUAGAGGAAGAAGAAGAACAGGAACAGGAACAACAACUACAACAGGUACAACAACAACAACAACAACUACUGCUACAAGAACCAGAAGAUUUUAAGACCAUGAAGGAUCACAUAGAUCUCGAUUCUCAGAACAAGAAGCCACCGGGAAGAGAUUUGAAGGAGAUUGCCGGAAGUUUCUGGUCGGCGGCCUCAGUGUUCAGCAAGAAAUUACAGAAAUGGAGGCGAAAGCAGAAAAUGAAAAAGCGUGACAAUGGCGGUGGCUCCGCCACAUUGCCGGUGGAGAAGCCCAUUGGGAGGCAGUACAGGGAAACACAGUCGGAGAUCGCCGAUUACGGUUUUGGCCGGCGAUCUUGCGACACGGAUCCCAGGUUCUCACUUGAUGCUGGUCGUAUCUCGUUCGAUGAUCCCAGGUACUCAUUUGAUGAGCCUAGGGCUUCUUGGGAUGGGUAUUUGAUUGGACGGACCUUUCCCCGUCUACCGCCUAUGGUUUCUGUGGUGGAGGAUGCUCCGGUACCAGUUCAGAGGUCCGAUAAUCAAAUUCCUGUUGAGGAGCCUAGGAAUUCUUCUGUCAAUGAGGAUGAGUCCAUUCCUGGUGGGUCUGCUCAGACUAGAGAUUACUACUCCGACUCGUCUUCCAGGCGGAGGAAGAGUCUCGAUCGGUCCAACUCCAUAAGGAAGACAGCUGCAGCGGUAGUGGCGGAUUUGGAUGAGUCGAAGUCGGUUUCAAAUGCAAAGGUGUCUCCAGCAACCAUUGAUUACUUCCAUGGACCAAAAUUGAUACCUGCUGAUAAAGAUUUGAGGGAUUCAAACUCUAAUUCUCUACGGGAUGACUGCUCAGAGACCUUUGAAAUGGCUUUUAGGGAUGCUGCUUCCGUCACCGGGAACGGUGAGCGGAAGGGCUCCAAGAAGUCCAGCCGGUGGAGCAAGGCUUGGAAUAUAUGGGGUUUUAUACACCGCAGGAGUGGCACCAAGGAUGAGGAUGACGAUAGGUUCAGCAGGGUAAAUGGGGUUGAGCGGUCCUUAUCUGAGUCCUGGCCAGAACUGCGGGGCGAGCGCAACGGAGAUGUACGAGGAGCUUUUAACAGGAAGGUCUUUCGAAGCAAUAGCAGUGUUAGCUCGAGGAAUUCGUUUACCAUGGGAGGAUCAUUCAGCAGUACAAGGAAAAGCAGCGCCGAGAGCAAUGGGCAUGGGAAAAAGAGGAGAGAUGAGUUUGUGUUGGAGCGGAAUCGGAGUGCUAGGUAUUCACCAAACAACAUCGACAAUGGCCUCUUAAGGUUUUACUUGACUCCUCUAAGGAGCAGUCGGAGAGGUGGUUCCGGGAAGACUAGACCAAGUAACUCACAUUCUAUUGCAAGGAGUGUAUUGCGGCUAUAUUGAGUUGAAGGUCAAUCAGUGAACACCUGUCCUAUAUGCAGGAGGUUCUACAGCUCAAAUUUACCCCUGUUGGUAGCAGAGUUGGAGCGAAGGGCCACUUUGGGUUUUGCACAGAAAGCUGCAUUUAUGGGAUUUUGCAGGCGGCAGAUACUGAUGAUGAUUCAUUAUUCAAAGCUAUGUUCAAGCCUGGUUAUUAGGUCUGGGUCAGCGAAGAGAGCAAUAUCAAUAUCAAUAUCGAUGGAAAGUCAAGAGCCAGCCAUUUCUGGAGAGGGCUUCAACAGCAGUAUUGUGUUAUUUUAAACUUCAACAGCUGGAAUGUGUAAUGUUAGACUCUUCCCUGCUAACAUAUGAACUCAUAGCCCAUGUUUUAGUUUGACAGAGUGAUGGAUUUGGUGAAACUGGUGGAUGCAAUGUUGCAAGUCUUUGCUUCCAUAGGAGUGCAGGCAUAUCAAGCACAAUCUGUUUCUUGAACAGAAAAAAAGAAAAGAGAAAAAAAAGACACAAGGCAGAAGGCUGAGAUCCAAGAACUUUCACAAAAAGGCUGCUGAGAACAUGGAGUACUCAUGUCCAGAGAAUUAUUAACUCAGAAGGCAUCAGUUCUUUCCGUCCUCUUCUUCCUCAUCAUUUUACUUUUAUUUAUUGUGGGUCUGUAUCCUGUAUUUGCCAUUGGUUAAUGGUUCAGAGAUGAGUUGGUUGAUUUGUCAAAAUUGAGAUAGAAUGUUUUUGGUUUUGAAUCUCUUAUUUCCUUGUAAAUCAAUAAGAAAAUUGACGAAAUCAUGCCUUAAAUAUCAAUGCUCCAAAGGGGUUUCAAAUGC
This is a messenger RNA of Vitis riparia (riverbank grape), 3025 nucleotides long. Its product is annotated as protein OCTOPUS-like. The transcript has 2 exons. Lineage: Eukaryota; Viridiplantae; Streptophyta; Magnoliopsida; Vitales; Vitaceae. Gene Ontology annotation, cellular component: plasma membrane. The record is from RefSeq and is a predicted model, not a curated record. The coding region runs from base 222 to 2213 and encodes 663 amino acids.